AUGCCAACAGAAUAUCCAUACGAGUAUCAAGUGUGUUUAGACAUGGAACAAAUUGGAGAGCCACAUGUAUCUUUAGAAGGAUUCAGACCACUCACUAUUUUAAUGGAAGUUAUUGGAGCAAUAUUGAUAAUCCUAGUAGCAGUUUGGUGUGGUCAUUAUAGAGGUGGUUUCUCUUGGAGGUCUAAUCCAGCAUUAGAAUUCAAUUGGCAUCCUUUAUUAAUGGUCACUGGUUUUCUUUUUCUUUAUGCAAAUGGGAUGUUAAUAUAUAGAACUCAAAGAAAUGCUCGAAAACGUCGCUUGAAGUUCACUCAUGGUGGCAUAAUGUUAUCUGUAGUUUUGCUAAUAGUAAUUGCUCUUGUUGCUGCAUUCGACAGUCACAAUUUAAAUCCAGAACCAAUUCCAAACAUGUAUAGUCUUCACAGCUGGAUUGGACUUACCAGUGUAAUUUUGUUCUGCUGUCAGUGGCUUGCCGGAUUUUCAUCUUUCCUCUACCCAGGUCUGCAAGUUCCACUGCGUGCAUCUUACAUGCCAAUUCAUGUAUACUUUGGCAUUGCAGGAUUUGUUGGUGUAAUUGCUUCCUGCCUUCUAGGGCUUAACGAAAAGGCUAUUUUUGCAUUACAGAGUAAUUACUCGAAGCUUGUGGGUGAAGCGGUAUUAAUUAAUAUAAUUGGACUUUUAAUAAUUAUCUUCGGUGGAUUGACAGUUUAUCUUGUGACGCAGGAACGCUACAAGCGUAUUCCGAAAGCAGAAGAUGAAUCUCUAGUCAGUGGCAGAAGAGAGUAA
Messenger RNA from Dufourea novaeangliae, 783 nucleotides. RefSeq names its product cytochrome b561-like. NCBI's taxonomy places the organism in Eukaryota, Metazoa, Arthropoda, Insecta, Hymenoptera, Halictidae. The record is from RefSeq and is a predicted model, not a curated record. The transcript has 5 exons. Gene Ontology annotation, molecular function: oxidoreductase activity. Bases 1 to 783 code for a protein of 260 amino acids.